This is a messenger RNA of Pimephales promelas (fathead minnow), 1234 nucleotides long. RefSeq names its product lysophospholipase 1 (gene lypla1). Lineage: Eukaryota; Metazoa; Chordata; Actinopteri; Cypriniformes; Leuciscidae. Gene Ontology annotation, molecular function: carboxylic ester hydrolase activity; palmitoyl-(protein) hydrolase activity. The record is from RefSeq and is a predicted model, not a curated record. Gene Ontology annotation, cellular component: cytoplasm. Gene Ontology annotation, biological process: protein depalmitoylation.
ACCGAAAGCGCCCGUCAGUGAGUGAGUCAGAAUCAUUACUGUUGCCGUGAGCUGUUGACAUUGAAGCUUUCUGUUCAUGAAUACAACAAAGCUGGACGACUUUUACGCGCGCUAAUAACAUGUCAGCGAUCGUUCCCGCCGCGCGUAAAGCAACGGCUGCAGUGAUAUUCCUCCACGGUCUGGGAGACACAGGGUAAACCGUAUCACGCUUAUGUGUCAUGAUUGAAUGCAGUCUCGAUGAAGUUUUUGACCAGAUUGUGCUCUCCUCAGACACGGAUGGGCUGAAGCUCUGGCGGCCAUCAGGGCUCCUCAUGUCAAGUACAUCUGCCCUCAUGCUCCAGCCGGUGUCCCUCAACAUGAACAUGGCGAUGCCUUCCUGGUUUGACAUUAUUAGCCUCCACCCUGAUGCUGAAGAGGACGAAUCUGGCAUUAAAAGAGCCGCUGAGAGCAUCAAACAACUGAUCGAUGGAGAAGUGAAGAACGGGAUCCCGUCUCACAGGAUUGUGUUGGGAGGCUUUUCUCAGGGUGGAGCGCUCUCUCUCUACAGCGCGCUGACGGCGCGGCAGAAGCUAGCGGGUGUCGUAGCUCUUAGCUGCUGGCUGCCCCUCAGGAACUCGCUCUCACAGUCAGGGGUCAGUAAUCGGCAGAUGUCGGUGCUGCAGUGUCACGGGGACGCGGAUCCGCUCGUUCCUCCGCUCUUCGGCCGACUCGCUGUGGAGAAGCUCAAGACGAUCCUCGACCCGGCCAACAUCAGCUUCAGGACCUACCCUGGGCUUCCUCACAGCGCCUGUCCCGAGGAAAUGAUGGACAUCAAGCAGUUCAUUGAGAAGCAGCUUCCCCCAAUCAACCAGUGAACACACACACGUGAAUCAUGACGCUGAUCUUCUGUAAAUGUAUUCACAAUUGAAAAUGUAUUAAAGUUUGAUUUAUUUUAAAUGCAAUGAAUUAAAAUAAGACUUUUUCCACAUUUAUAUUUUUUUGAGUACAUUAACUUUUUAUGUAUAAUUUGAUUUUUAUCAAAAUGUGGAUUGUAUUAUUUUUUAUUAUAGUCAUGUGGAUUUUUGUGAAUGUUUUGAAUGAAAGAUUAGAGGAGAAAUAGCACAAACUAUUAUUUACCCAGCGAACCCCCUAUAUAUAUAUCACUUUGACUGCCAGCGUUGUUUAAUUGUGUUUGUAAUUAUGUUUUUUACACUGAUUUUUCGUGAAGUAAAUACUACUGAAAAAAACAACAAUG